UUUUCGUUAAUAGCUGCUAGGCAUACUAUUCAAGAUGUUGAUAGGCGCACUUGGAGCUUUGGGUAGCAUCAUCUACACUUUUUUGUUAAGAAUAGGUGCAAAUUUAAGUCAAGUGCCCUAUUUGUUGGAAGCUACCAAAUAUGAAUUCGAACUACCGCGUGUCAGGAUUCAAGAUGGCGCCACAUUCGACUUCAUAGUGGUGGGCGCGGGGUCGGCGGGCGCGGUGGUGGCGAGCCGCCUGUCCGAGCUGCCCGAGUGCCGCGUGCUGCUGCUGGAGGCCGGCGCGGAGCCGCCGCUGCUCAGUGUUGUGCCCGGAUUACUCGCGCUACUCUCUCGCUCCGAGUAUGACUGGAACUACUUCACGGUGAACGACGGCUACUCCAGCCAGGGCCAGAUCGGGGGCUCCAUCCCGUACAACCGCGGCAAGAUGAUCGGGGGCUCCUCCAGCAAUAACUACAUGAUGUAUGUGAGAGGAAACCCAGAAGACUACAAUAGCUGGGCGGAUGCUGGCUUCGAGGGGUGGGACUGGGAUACCGUUCUACCUUAUUUUAAAAAGAGUGAGAAUUUACAAGUAAGCGAUGUUAUGCAGAAUAAGACACUAGCAGACUAUCACAACACGAGGGGACCCAUGAAAGUAUCCAGACCUGAACACGAAAGAACACAAGAGACAAAACUAGAGGCUCUCCUACAAUCUCUUUCGGAAAUCGGCAUCGAGACAAUCGAAGACUACAACGGACCUGAGCAGCUAGGUGCAUCCAAAAACUACUUCACAAUAUCAAAUGAUCGCGUACCGAUACGUUAUGGCACGGCUCAAGCCUACAUUGUGCCAGCAAAGAAACGUAAGAACUUAGUCAUUCUAAAAAAUGCACUCGCCACUAAAAUCUUGAUUGAUUCAACUAAAACAGCUAUUGGUGUAGAGGUCGAAGUCAAUGGUAAACGAAACAGAUUCUACGCUAGCAAGGAAGUGAUUGCGUCAGCUGGGGCCGUGGACACCCCCAAGUUGCUCGUGGCCUCUGGUGUAGGGGCGGCAGCUGACCUGGCUGCUCUGGGCAUCGACGUAGUAUCGGAUCUUCCAGUCGGUAAAGACUUGCAAGAUCACCUUUUCCUUCCAGUAGUGCUGACAGGAGCAACGGAUAUUGGCACGGCACUACCAGUAGUCGACCUGCGGACGAUCGGCUUCCCGACUUUGAAUGGCUUCUUCGCUCUGAACGGCACGGGCCGUCCAGACUUACAAAUCAUACCGUUUUACUUGGACAUGGCGUCGCCAUUCUUUGCCUUUGCCUGCACAAACAAUUUCAAUUUCAAUAACGACAUUUGCUCGUCCCUUAUCAAUAGCAACAAAAAGAGCGAACUGUUUGCUAUUCUUCUGGUUCUGCUGCAUCCAAAGUCGCGGGGUGAAAUUAAAAUACGUUCAAUAAACUCCGCGCCGGAAAUAUACACGGGAUACUUUUCAAACGCCGACGACUUCGAUACCGUCACGGCGGGGAUAAGGCGUAUACUGAACCUGACUGAGACAGAUUAUUUCAAAAGUUUUGAUUCCGAGGUGGUGCGUGUGAAUCUGCCGGCGUGCGACGGGUUGGAAUACAUGAGUGACGAGUAUUGGGAGUGCUACGCUCUACAGAUGGGCCGGACUCUGUACCACCCGGCCGGCACAUGCGCCAUGGGCCGCGUGGUGGACGCCGAGCUCAAGGUCCUGGGGGUGGAUAGACUGAGGGUCGUGGACGCGAGUGUAUUCCCGUCUAUGCCAAGCGGCAACACCAACGCUCCCGUCAUCAUGGUUGCGGAAAGGGCGGCCGAUCUCAUCAUACAGCAAUAUUAUGGGGACCAAAAUAUUGUGACUGUACCAUAAUAGUUACGAUGCCAGCAUGCCAGCGUAGCUAAUCCUAUAUCGAAUUGACAUCAAUUCGGCUUUGGCUGCACAAAACUGCGUUGAAAAAUAUACGACUCUACUUACGAUUACCUACUUAUUAUGAUCAAAUAAAUUAUGUUGGAAUAUGUUGUA
Plutella xylostella (diamondback moth) is the source of this 2002-nucleotide messenger RNA. RefSeq names its product ecdysone oxidase. Gene Ontology annotation, molecular function: oxidoreductase activity, acting on CH-OH group of donors; flavin adenine dinucleotide binding. NCBI's taxonomy places the organism in Eukaryota, Metazoa, Arthropoda, Insecta, Lepidoptera, Plutellidae. The record is from RefSeq and is a predicted model, not a curated record.